Molecule: messenger RNA, 1497 nt
Organism: Lepus europaeus (European hare)
Lineage: Eukaryota; Metazoa; Chordata; Mammalia; Lagomorpha; Leporidae
Gene: PITHD1
Product: PITH domain containing 1
Exons: 6
Coding region: 37-672 (211 amino acids)
Cellular component (GO): nucleus
Source: RefSeq, a predicted model, not a curated record
GCGGAGCUAGCGAGCCGAGCGGCCGGCGGCGUCGCCAUGUCUCACGGCCACAGCCACGGCGGGGGCGGCUGCCGGUGCGCGGCCGAACGAGAGGAGCCGCCUGAGCAGCGCGGCCUGGCCUACGGCCUGUACUUGCGCAUCGACCUGGAGCGGCUGCAGUGUCUCAACGAGAGCCGCGAGGGCAGCGGCCGCGGCGUCUUCAAGCCGUGGGAGGAGCGGACCGACCGCUCCAAGUUUGUUGAGAGCGAUGCCGACGAAGAGCUGCUGUUUAAUAUUCCAUUCACUGGGAACGUCAAGCUCAAAGGCAUCAUCAUCAUGGGAGAGGACGAUGACUCACACCCCUCGGAGAUGAGACUGUACAAGAACAUCCCUCAGAUGUCGUUUGAUGAUACCGAAAGGGAGCCAGACCAGACCUUUAGUCUGAACCGGGAUCCUACAGGAGAAUUAGAGUAUGCUACGAAAAUUUCUCGUUUUUCAAAUGUCUAUCAUCUCUCGAUUCAUAUUUCAAAAAACUUUGGAGCAGAUACAACAAAAGUCUUUUAUAUUGGUCUGAGAGGAGAAUGGACUGAGCUUCGCCGACAUGAGGUGACCAUCUGCAAUUAUGAGGCGUCGGCCAACCCCGCAGACCACAGGGUGCAUCAGGUUACCCCACAGACACACUUCAUUUCCUAAGGCCGGCCACGGCUCCCACAGACGCGCUGUGUCAGUGAAGACGUGCGACUGCCCCGUUGGGAAGGACAGAGAUGAGGCUCCAGAGAGCUGGCUGCUGCAGCCUCUGCCAGCUCUGUCUUCGGGCUUGCUGCAGAAACCUGGCCUGUGGAAGACGCCACACCACCGGCAGAGUUGUGGGUGCUGACAGAUAGUCGUGGUGUUCUAGGGCCCUGCAGAAAUUGGGUCUUAGGCUGGGUGGAUCUGGCAGUCAUGGAUAACGCUUGCUUUUCCAGUCAGUGCGGCCAUGGGAUCCCAAGUGUCUUGUUGCUUUGUGGCAAGAUUUUUGUGUGACUUUAUUUUUUUAAAUGGAAGCAGUUCCUGAGCUGCAGGAGGCUUUCUGAAGCCGCAGGUUUGUGUGUUUCUUACCGUCAGGAGGGUCUCAGCUGAGCACUUGUCCCUGCUUGCUCCUUCUCCCUGUCACUGUCUAGCGUUCUUGUCAAGUUGCCUUGCUUGGCGUUGUCUGUCACACACAGCUUUAGUCUCCUGACUGAAGCUGGAAAGGAAGGAGUCCCUGAUGCCGCGUGAUGGCUCAGGGAGGAGGCCUUCCUGCACACCACCUUGCUAAGUGGUCUGGGGAGAGCCGGGCAUCAUUUCUAUGUUGGUGGGAACCUGGUCGGUAAGACGGAAACUUGGCUGAGAUUCCCCUUGGAACACCUUAGUGUUUAUUAGCUUCUGACUUGUGUUGUAAGCUCAGUGCCAAAAUUUGGAGAUCUCUUGAGUUCUUCUGUUCAUGGCUUUUAUUUACUGUGACUAAUCAGCUUCCUAAUAAAUCUUUGCAAGACUUAA